AUGGAUUUUUACGAUUUUAUUGACGAGAAUAAUGCAUUUGGAAAUGGAAUUCCAUAUCGUGAAGGAAAACCAAUUAAACUUUUACAAUUUGAGGACGAGUCUGGUCGAUUUAUUCUUAACCAGGACGCAUUGAAUAUAAUAAAUAAAAUUGAAGAACCCAUUUCAAUUAUAGCAGUUGCUGGGGCCUAUCGUUGCGGAAAAUCUUGGAUUGGUAACGUUUUUCAUGGCCGACAUGACGGUUUUGAACUUGGAGCUGAAGUUCAAAGUUGCACGAGAGGAAUCGAUAUGUGGGACAGUCCCUUUAUACAUGAAGGGAAACGAGUCAUUAUAUUGGAUUGUGAAGGUUUCAAUGAACCUAAACAAGAUCAAUUAUAUGAUACCAAACUAUUCGUUUUAUGUUUGAUUAUUUCUUCAAUUUUCGUUUAUAACAUAAAUGCGAUAGUAGGAAAAUCAGAUAUUUCGAAAUUGUUCCUUAUGACCGAUUUAACAAAAUAUGUUCGACCCACAACAGAAUGCCAAUAUUUACCAAGAUUGGUAGUUUUAAUUAGAAAUUUCGGGUUGAAGUCUCCUGAAAAUUUUCGAGAAUAUUUUUUAGAAAAGUUGGAAGAAGUUAAUGUUGAUGCCGCCAAGGGAAUUAAAGAGCAUUUUUCGGAUUGUGAUGUCUAUGGAUUAUCAGUAAAAAGGUUACAAUACAUGGAUAAAGUACCAACUCAAGAUUUAGAUCCGUGUUUUGUAUCUGAAAUUAUCGUUACUGUGAACCAAAUUUAUCAAAAUCUUGAACCAAAAUAUAUUGGUUCGUCUGCCAUGUCUGGAAUAGCAUUUGCUCGAUUUAUAACGGAAUGUGUUAAGAGAUUAAAUGACCCAGAAAAUAAUAUUCAAAUUUCAAUACCUGAUGAAUAUUCUUCAGUAACAAAUUUCGUAGCUAGAAAAACCACUGAAAAAUGUGAAAAAUUAUAUAAACAAACAAUGGAAAAAGAAAUCCAAACAUUACCAAUUCAAUGGGAUGUAAUUAAUUUUUGUCAUUCGAUAGCUUUUCAUGCAUCGGAAGCCGAAUUUUUUAAAUCUAUUAUUGGUUCCGGUCCUCAGAUUCUAGAAUUUUUAAAAGAAUUACAUAUUCGGAUUGAAAAUAUAAAAUCCGAAUUUUAUAAAACUAAUUCUGAAGCAUUAUUACAACAUUAUACCGAGAUAGCCAAUAAUCUCUGGGAAAUGCAUGUUAAAAGCGGUCUUAGAUACCAGAAUCUUUUUUCUGGACAAGACGAGUUUGAAGAAGCCAUUGAAAAAUUUGAAAAAGAAAUGGAUGAAUUGCCUCAAGGACCAGAAGUUAAUAAAGUUUUUGCAAAUUAUAAAUCGAAAGAGUAUAAAGAAGCCAUUGAACUAAUGGAAAUAAUGGGAAAAUUGCAAUCAGAUUUGGCUAAUAAUUUAAAAAGUAAUCAAGAAAAUCAACAAAAACUCUUGGAAACUUUAGCCGAAGAAGAAGUGUUAAAUAGGCAAUACAGCACUAAACAAGAAGAAUAUAGUUAUUCUGAUCAAUAUCUCGCUGCAAAAUUAGUUGAAAUGAAUAAUUUAAUGGAACGACAAAGGAUAGAAAAUCUUGAAGCUUUGGAAAAAUUGAGAGAAGAACAAAUGAUAUCCUUUGAAAGGUUGAAUAGACAAAAAGAUGAAGAAAUCGCGAGAAUUAAAGCAGACUUAAAAAUUAAAAAGAAUGACAAAGAAAUAUGGCUAGAUGCCCUCAAUAAAAUUGUUGAAUUUGGAAUUAAUUUUGGCAUUAAUGUUGGCAUUCCAUAUAUUUUAAAGAAAUUUAUACCUGCACUUUAA
This is a messenger RNA of Diversispora eburnea, 1815 nucleotides long. The record is from the annotation of a GenBank genome assembly. NCBI's taxonomy places the organism in Eukaryota, Fungi, Glomeromycota, Glomeromycetes, Diversisporales, Diversisporaceae.